CUUUCGAGUUGUAUGAAUACUCUCCCUGGCAAAGCAAAAGUCUUCUCUUUCACACCUUCCAACCUCUGUCUCUCUCACUUUCAUUCUCCCCCCUCCCCCUUCUCUCCUUGCAUCCCCUUCAAGUGUCAAGUCUUUUAACUCGUAUUGAAGAAUCUAGGGUUUCAUACAGCAUUCAAAAUACUCCCAUUCAAGGUCAGUUGAUCUCCCUUUUUUCUCAACAUUCCUUUCUUGGGGAUUUUAUCAUAUCUCAUGGAGUCUCUGCUAGAAUGGUAAUUUACCUCGUGGUUUUUUCUUUUUUUCGUUUCUAGUUGACUUUUAGUUGCCCAAUUGAAUCAGAUCUUUUGGGUACCCUUCAAUGUUAUGGAUGAACCCUUUUUCUUGGUGUGCUUGUUACAUGUGAUUUAACUGAGGAAGCAUUUCUUAUUUUUGUCGAUCAUUCCUUCUCUGCUAGCUGUUGGUUUGUUUUUUACUACCGUUUUCCCUGUACUGGAUGAAUGAAGAUCUUGUCUUUAGUUGGCAUAUAGGGGUAGGUUGAUUGUAUGGCUUGUUAGGCCUUUUGGGUUUUGGGGAUUAGGGUUCCCGUUCCACCCCCUCGCUUUUUUCUCUUGUUUUGGGGUUGAGAGCGUUGUUAUGGAAGAAGUUGAAGAAGCUAAUAAGGCAGCUAUUGAGAGUUGUUGCAGAGUUCUUAGUCUGAUAUCUCAACCCCAAGAUCAGAAGCAGUAUAGGAAUUUAGCGGUGGAAACUGGAGAGGCCGUCUGUAAAUUUAAGAAAGUUGUUUCUCUUCUCAAUUCUACUUUGGGUCAUGCCAGAGUCAGAAAGGUUAAAAAAAUUCAGACCCCUUUUCCCCCAAGCAUCCUCCUUGAGAACUCAAUUUGCAGAACGGAUGAUCAACCCAAAGCCCUUCAGCUUCUUCGCAUCAACUCUCCUGACAACCCUGUUCAAGAUUCGGGUUCUAAUGUCAAAAGCAGCCUUACAUUGGGAAACCCUUCAUUGGAGUUCAUCUCGCAUGGGAAAAAUACUCUUCAGCUUGCCCAACAAACACCACCACCUAACUACCAUUUCCUCCAGCAGCAACAGCAGAGGUAUCAGCUUCAGCAGCAACAGUUGAAACGGCAGGCUGAUAUGAUGUAUCGACGUAGCAAUAGCGGCAUUAGCCUGAAUUUCGAUAGUUCAACCUGCACUCCUACCAUGUCAUCCGCUAGGUCGUUCAUAUCUUCUUUGAGCAUUGAUGGGAGUGUUGCCAACUUGGACGGGAAUGCCUUCCAUUUAAUUGGGGCUUCCCGCUCUGCUGAUCAGAGUACAUAUCAGCACAAAAGAAGAUGCUCUGGAAGAGGAGAGGAUGGGAGUGUGAAAUGUGGAAGCAGUGGACGGUGUCACUGCUCAAAGAAAAGGAAACACAGGGUGAAGAGAUCAAUCAAAGUACCUGCUAUCAGUAACAAGCUUGCGGAUAUCCCUCCCGAUGAGUACUCUUGGAGGAAGUACGGCCAGAAACCAAUCAAAGGUUCACCUCAUCCCAGGGGAUACUACAAGUGCAGCAGCAUGAGAGGCUGCCCUGCCAGAAAGCAUGUGGAGAGAUGCUUGGAGGAGCCUUCAAUGCUGAUUGUCACCUACGAAGGAGAACAUAACCAUCCAAGAUUGCCAUCACAAUCAGCAAAUACGUGAGGCUUGUGGUUAUACUCCAGCAAGAUUGUUGAGUUGAAGCUUCUCCUGCCGUGGUCAUGCAGCUUUUGGUUGUCCCGAAUUGCUCCCGUACAUAUCAUAUCGCACUUGUUCAAGCUUGAGGUACAGGGGAGCGAGCGUCUGGUGAAAAAAAAAAAGAAGAAAAAAAGGAAGUUGGAUUUUGAACCUUGUUAGGUCUGGGAGCAUACAUUAGUGCAGAUUCUUUUGACGAGUUUCUGAGAAUUUGCGAUGUUUCUACCAAUAGCCCAUUGUCCUGUAUGAUAAGAUCUCCGUGUUCAAGGAAUUCAGGCUGUCAAAAAAUUAAUCUUCAUGUUAAAUUUCUGCCUAGGUUGGGUUU
Messenger RNA from Coffea arabica (coffee), 2017 nucleotides. RefSeq names its product probable WRKY transcription factor 21. Gene Ontology annotation, molecular function: sequence-specific DNA binding; DNA-binding transcription factor activity. Gene Ontology annotation, biological process: regulation of DNA-templated transcription. NCBI's taxonomy places the organism in Eukaryota, Viridiplantae, Streptophyta, Magnoliopsida, Gentianales, Rubiaceae. The record is from RefSeq and is a predicted model, not a curated record.